UAUCAUUGUAUGGGCGUGGGGGGAGUUUUGCUGCUUUAUAAGAGAGUGCUGCUCCACUCCAGAGACACGCAUUCCGCUGUUGCGUCUUUGGUGUUAAACAAAUUAACUUCACUCUGAGUCUUGACUCUUUGCUGGUAAACAAGUUUAUUGCAUAUUGAAAUCAGACCUAUCAGUUUACUUCAAUCAAUAUCUUCUAUAGUCAUCCUUAACACUGAGGCCUGCACAGAAUUGUAUAUAUUUCAAAGCAACACCUUUGUUUGGAGAAGUUACGGGACGCACGCACACACACUCCACAUGGCAACCAGACUGUACAUUAUCGGUGGUGGAGGAGGCGCACCAUUUGAAUUCCACGGCAUGAACAACGGUGCCACCCUCAAGAAGAUCGGAGUGGCGGUGGAAGGCUGGCAGAUCAAAGCGGUGCGGGCAGAGCUGACCGACGGGCGCGUGAAAACCUUUGGAAAAGCGCACACUUUCAAUGAGUUUGAGUUCGACCUCGGCGAGCACAUCACCAAGCUGUCACUGUGGGGUAACGGUGCUGGCACACAUCUGGGUGCCAUCAAGUUCACGACGAGUAAGAACCGGCAGUUCUUUGAAAAAAUGACUAGCUGGUCCCUGAAGACUGAGUACACCAUAGGUGGGUCCGGAAUCUGCCUGGGGCUGGAGGGGAGGUCUGGCUCGGAUAUCGACUGCAUGGGCUUCCUCUUCAUCAACCCCAUCAAGUCGUCCAUGCUGACCGACAUGGAGUAUCCCACCCUGUCCCUCCUCAAACCCCAGGUGACCCCAGAAUAUGUGAAGUCCGUGUCUCACAAAAACGACACGUCCUUGGUUCAAGAAGAGUCCAUUGAAUACAGCAAGACCCUGACUAAGACUUCCUCCUGGUCGGUCAGCAACAAGAUAGAGACCACCUUGAACGUGUCGGUCAAAGCGGGGAUCCCGGAGCUGGUCGAGGUGUCAUCAGGGUUCAGCUUGACCGUGGGAGUGGAGCAUUCCACCAGUCUGGUGAAGACAGAGACCAUAACAGAAGCGGAUACAAUCCAACUGAAGGUCCCGCCAUGGAAGACCUUGGAUGUUGAAGUCACAGUGGGGAGAGCAAAUAUCGACCUCGACUACAGGGCCACAGUGAAAGUCACCUGCAAGAAUGGCAGCCAGCUGGUCUUCCCAUCCAACGGCACCUACAAUGGUGUGACUUACACUUCAGCGAAGGUAUCCAUAAAGGAGAGAUGAGUCAAGUGUAUGACAUCAUGAAUAAUAAGCAAAGUGAUAGAAUGUGACACCAUUGCUGAUUCUUUGUGUGCUCUUUCUGUUAUUAUGCUCAUCUUUGAGUGAUUCUGAUUGAACCCAGUUGACUCAGCUCUUUCUGUUAUCAUAAUCUUCUUUGAGUGAUUCUGAUUGAACCCAGUUGACUCAGCUCUUUCUGUUAUUAUGAUCAUCUUUGAGUGAUUCUGAUUGAACCCAGUUGACUCAGCUCUUUCUGUUAUUAUGAUCAACUCAUACGGGGGGCCAGUAUGAAAAAAAUUAUAAUGUAUGCACUCUCUAACUGUAAGUCGCUCUGGAUAAGAGCGUC
Messenger RNA from Coregonus clupeaformis (lake whitefish), 1564 nucleotides. RefSeq names its product aerolysin-like protein. The record is from RefSeq and is a predicted model, not a curated record. Lineage: Eukaryota; Metazoa; Chordata; Actinopteri; Salmoniformes; Salmonidae.